CCGGUAUUGAGAUGCAAUGGGAUCCACACUGGUUGAUCUCCAACGAACCAAACGACGCAAACCAUGCCACUCAACCAUCGAAACAUUUUGCGAGAGGAUCCUCCCGGAUUUCGCUCGGAAAUUCUUAUUCAGUCCACCUCACCAGUUUCGUCGGCCUCGUCUCCUGUGCGGUGUUCUCUUUGGAACAGUUAGUGGUACAGGAUUAUACCUUGGCCUGAUGCACAAUAUUGUGAUGACCACCAUCCAAAGGUUAAUUGUUGGAUAUGUGGUUGUUGGUGUGUGCAUUCUGGGUGGAAUGUUUUCCACACUCUUCCGCUGUUCGGUUCUGUUGAUGUUUCCCAGCAUCCUUGGUUCUCAGGGAAGGGCCUACCUCAUGCUGUUUGUCUUCUUUGGCCUCUACCAGGGUCCGGUCACCAACAUCCCCCGCAAUAUUCAGGAUGUGGCCUACUCCAUGGGUUGUAACUUGGACUUGCAGAUUCAACACAGCAAAGUUAUGUGGAGAGUGGUGAUAGACCCAUUUGUUCAGGUUGUCCAGGAGAUUGUGGAUGACACUGGGGAACUUCAGAGUGAAGCCAAGAACAUCAGUAGAAACUUUCAGAGCAUCAGAGAUGAGGUUAUGGGACGGUAUGGAUACAACAACACUGAAGGGGACUCUAUCGCAACGCUGAACAGCACACAGGAAGUAUUUGCGGCCAAAACGAUGAUGCGCUGUGACUAUGUGGUGGAGGAGGGAGUGGAGCGCUGCCGGGGAUGGUUUGAUGUCAAGUGGCAAGAGUGCAUGGACACCAUUAGUGUGCCUCUCAUCAACCACCUGCUCUGUGUGCCUAUGAAGUUUGACUUCCUGUGUGAUGUCAUGAAAGUCAUGACACCUUGGUGCAGAGAAGAGAUCCCUGUGGAGGGAAACUUCGGGCAGACCUUUGACAAGCUCAAUUUGUCCAUAGGCAAACUCGGGGCAGAGUUCACCACUAAUGUCAUCCUCCAGAAAGUUGAGCAGCAAUCAGUUUUUGGUCUGUCCAUGCUUCAGGAAGAUUUCUCUACAGAACUCAGCAAGACAUUUGAGGAGAAGAAGGCUAUUGUUGAACAGCUCUUGGAAUUGGUUCACGUCCUUCUGUCAUUUGCCUUCAUUACUGUGUUUGUUUCCGCGUUUGGAUAUGCAAGACAGUACUGCCAGGAUAUUCGAUUUGACAAUAUGUACAUUACAACAUACUUCAGGCAGAUUGAUGCACGCAGGAGAAAAGCUGUGCUUUCUCUCACACUCUUCACGUGUGUCCUACUGGCUGUGGACUGGAUCCUUUAUCAUGUCUUUGACAUCAUCCGUAGACACUCAUUCACAGAAUAUUCCUUCUCGAGUCAUCAUCACAUUGACAUUGAUGUCGGUGGAGAAUCCAUACUGGCUAAUCUCCUGCGGAAAACCAUAGGCGCUUUCAACACCACCUCCAGUGUGGACAUGCAGUCCAGUAACAAGAACUGUCUGCCUGACCCCCAUGCUCUGGCUUGGGAGGAGUACCUAUGGAGUAUAGUCCCCCUCCUCAUGAUGGCCCUGAACUGUCUGCCUGAGCCCCAUGCUCUGACUUGGGAGGAGUACCUAUGGAGUAUAGUCCCCCUCCUCAUGAUGGCCCUGAUGUGCUGCCUACAGGUGUACACCAACCGCCUGCGCCGAGUCAUCGCAGCCUUCUAUUUCCCCAAGGUGAGAGUGACUUACUGUACAUGCACGUGAGUUGCAUAAAUCCUGAGUUGCAUAAA
This is a messenger RNA of Sardina pilchardus (European sardine), 1743 nucleotides long. RefSeq names its product DC-STAMP domain containing 1 (gene dcst1). Gene Ontology annotation, cellular component: membrane. The transcript is spliced from 14 exons. Lineage: Eukaryota; Metazoa; Chordata; Actinopteri; Clupeiformes; Clupeidae. Bases 17 to 1717 code for a protein of 566 amino acids. The record is from RefSeq and is a predicted model, not a curated record.